AUGCUUGGAGCAUUCCAGAGAUCCCUAAGGCAUUGGCCGCUUAGCUCUAUCAAGCAGUGCAUCGCAGGAUCCCGACGGGUCCCAGCUCUCUGUAUGGGGGCCCCCAAGCCGACCAUCCUGGUCGCCCCCUCAGCGGCCUCUCCCCCGGCUCUAUUCACUGAGUGCAGAUUUCUCUCGGUCGAUCGCAUAUCCUACUCUACCCCUAACCGAGCCUGCAGGCCUGAGGGCCCUAGCUGCUCGAAACAGGCUUCGCAGGGUUCCCUCAGAAACAGGAAUGGCCCCUGGUGGGCUCCCUAUGCGUCUUUAGUUAGGCUGCACGCACCUGUAGGGACUUGGCUGUUAUAUUGGCCGUGCGUAUUCUCGAUUUGUUUGGCGACUCCCGUAUCUGCUGGAGGAGCAACAGCAGCCGCAGCGAAAGCUGCAGUGGCGCAGCCUUCAGCAGCUGCCCUCAUCGGGGCUGCUGCUUGGGGUACUGCAAAACUUGAAGGUGAACAGGAGCAGCAGGACGAUGAGAACGCGGAGGACGCUCCAUCCUGGAUGCCUUCCGUGUGGCGGAGUGCCCUCUCUUCUCUCUGCCUCUGCGGUGUAGGCGCACUCCUAAUGAGGAGCGCUGGUUGCGUGGUAAACGAUUUGUGGGAUAGGAAGCUCGAUCGAGGUGUGGAGAGGACUCGGAAAAGGCCCCUCGCUUCCGGGACCCUUGGGGUUCGGGGGGCCCUAGGGGCGCUGGGGGCGCUCCUCGUGCCCUCUUUAGGGGUUUUGUUGCAGUUCAACGAAUAUGCCGUGGGCACGGGACUCGCCUCUCUUCUGUUCGUUGCGGUGUAUCCGUCCCUGAAGAGGAUAUUCGCUCUGCCUCAGCUUUUUUUAGGAAUUACCUUCAGCUGGGGGGCUCUCUUCGGAUGGGCUGCAAUUUUGGGGCCUUACGGAAUGCCUUCAAUACUCGGUGGCUCUCGUCUGGGGCCUGGAAAGCCUUCCCAUGGGACCCCGCUCGCUGUAGAGCCCCUUUCUUCAGCAAAAGGGGCAGACGAAUCGAUCCCUGCCCCAUCUCCUGCCUGUGCGCCUUCUUCACCUUCCACGCCAUGGUUUUUCUCAUCUAGAAGUUCGCCUCUCCUGCCAGUAGAGUGGACCCCUGUGUGGUUAUAUGUGGGGUGUGCCCUGUGGACGCUCACCUAUGACACGUUGUACGCCUUCCAAGACGUACGGGAUGACAAGAAGAUGGGAAUUCGGUCCUCUGCGCUUACUUGGGGCCCCCGGGGGACUCGUUUAUGGGGGUCCUUAGCCAUCCUUGCCCAAGGGGUGUUCUGGACUCUUGCGGGGGCCCCUCUAGGCGUCCCUGAGCCCUACUAUAUAGGGGUGCUGUACCUAGGGAACGGGGCUGCAUGCGCGCGAGCAUUUGCUGGAAAUCACAGGCUGGGAGCGCUUUUCGCCGCAUCCAUUGUUGCUAGUAAGAUAUUGGAAUACCUUGAAUUAUGCGUGUAUGGAUCUAUCGCAAAGGGGGCAUUUUUACGUGAGCCUACUGGCACAGACAUAGACUUGACGGGCGGUGAAAGUGCUCCGGACAUUCUUGUCUGUGUGAUGGCCAUCCCGGUGUGA
Molecule: messenger RNA, 1590 nt
Organism: Cyclospora cayetanensis
Lineage: Eukaryota; Apicomplexa; Conoidasida; Eucoccidiorida; Eimeriidae
Product: 4-hydroxybenzoate polyprenyltransferase, mitochondrial-like
Exons: 3
Coding region: 1-1590 (529 amino acids)
Biological process (GO): ubiquinone biosynthetic process
Cellular component (GO): mitochondrial inner membrane
Molecular function (GO): prenyltransferase activity
Source: RefSeq, a predicted model, not a curated record